Molecule: messenger RNA, 3519 nt
Organism: Nylanderia fulva
Lineage: Eukaryota; Metazoa; Arthropoda; Insecta; Hymenoptera; Formicidae
Product: mediator of RNA polymerase II transcription subunit 25
Biological process (GO): positive regulation of transcription by RNA polymerase II
Cellular component (GO): mediator complex; transcription regulator complex
Source: RefSeq, a predicted model, not a curated record
AGUGAAAGAUGUACGGUGACAAAUAAUUUUCAUGAUCUCACGCAUAUGCCAUUUUAGAGUUAGAAAUUCCAGACUAGGGAUGAGAUUUCAGAAUGGUGGUGGCACGGGGAAGAGGGAACUCUUUGUCAGAUUGCGCGUCGUUCUCUAAUAUUAAAUAGUUACAGAUAAUCUUAUUGUGCGUGAUUUGGUUGGUUUAUUAUUACGACAAACGUAUAUAUAAUUAAUGCUUUCCCAUGUAACUUGAUUUUUUAAUCUGGUUUUUACCAAAAAUAAGUGUUGCUCUCAGAGUAUACAUAUAUACAUUUUAAGAAAUAUAUCGAGGCAUACAGGAGUCUGAUCAAACUUGCCAAUUUUUACCGAAUGACAAUGGUAACAGGACCUACUGAACAUGGAAUACAAGCUGAUGUUAUAUUUGUCAUUGAAGGAACAGCCGUUAAUGGCGCGUACCUUAAUGAUCUUAAAACAAAUUAUGUUAUUCCUACAUUAGAAUAUUUUAGUCAAGGUGGCAUAGAAGACAGGGAAUAUGUCUCUGAGAAUAGCACAACGUUGUAUGGAAUAGUUGUUUAUCAUGCUGCCGAUUGCUUACCAUCACCUUGUACAGACACUUUUGGACCUUAUUCAACUCCUCAUAAGUUACUGAUGAUUCUGGAUAAACUUGAAAUGGUUGGUGGAAAGGGAGAAUCCUAUGCAAACAUAGGUGAAGGCCUUGCAACUGGAUUACAGUGUUUUGAAGACUUGCAAGUAAGACGAGAUCCAAAUUCUGCAUCGCAGAAACAUUGUAUCUUGAUAUGUAAUUCUCCUCCAUAUCAAACUAUGAUUCAAGAAUCUUAUAAAUUUGCUGGUCAUACUAUUGAACAAUUGGCUGCCAUCUAUCAAGAGAGAAAUAUUAACAUUUCUAUAUUAUCACCAAGGAAGAUUCCAGCAUUGUACAAGUUAUUUGAAAAGGCUGGCGGAGAUUUACAAUCAUCGCAAACGAAAAACUAUGCGAAAGAUCCGCGACAUUUGGUACUGCUGCGAAAUUACAACUUAAAGGAAAGACCCGUUAGUCCGCAAAUGGGCGGUAAUGUUCAUAACACAACUAGCGUAACGCAGAUCCCUCUAAGUCCAUUACAGAGCAAUGACAGUCCGAACACUAAUCAAGUACAACAGAACAUUGCCCCGCCGAAUCAGCAGCAAGGUCCUCCCUUCAGGAAUCAAACUCCUCAGAAUAUUGCGGUCCAUCAGACCGUACCAUCAAGCAUGGCGGCACCGAUGAACACGGCACGACCAUCUUACAAUCCACAAAUAGCCGCGCCAUCGAAUUAUCAUCCACCAGGAGUAAACAUAGCCACGAGGGCUAGAUGGAUGCGACCACCGUUUAUAGCACCGGGUGCUACUGCGCCUGCAAAUGCACAAGGGAGCGCCUUAAUAGCACAAUUGACACAGCCACCUUCGUCGUUGGGACUCAAUGUAGCCGCAUUUGGUCAAAUAGCUGGCAAUAAUGUUAUGGCGGCUAAUCCACAACAACAACAGCAACAACAGCAGCAACAACAACUCACUCAACAACAGCAACAGUUAAGAUUGACAAUGCAGCUGCAACAGCAAAAUGCUCAACAGGCUACCAUGUCCAUGGCCACACAACCGACUCACAGCCAACAGGGAUCACAACUUACUGUGUCUUGCAUUAGCCAAUCCGUGCCCACUCAAGUGCCACAGACUGUCACAGCUUCGCAACAAGCGCCAGUCUCGGUGUCUUCCAUUACACAACAGAUUACUCAUCCUCAAACCCAAGGUACCGUAUCUACUGGUACUGUCCAAAGUCAACAACUCGUGCAACAACGCGAACGCCAAACCAUCUGGCAAGGCAUCGUGGAAUGGAUCGAAAAGGCUAAAAAUCCUACGGAUGCGCAAAAGCAAACGAGACAUGUUCCGUGUCAAGUCUCGGCUAAUUCAAAAGAUGGAGAUCCAGAAUUGAAAGCUGAUACGUGGCCGUCGAAAUUGAUAAUGCAAUUGAUGCCGAAACAAUUGAUAGGAAAUAUCGGUGGAUCUUAUCUAAAAAAUUCUAAAUCCGUUCUUUUUCAUCCAACGCCGUGUGAAGCAUUAGAAUCCUUGACGAAAAUGAUGAGCGCUGGAUUUGCAGGAUGCGUUCACUUCACCUCUGUUCCAUCGAGUCCGGCUUGUGAGAUAAAAGUACUUAUACUUUUGUACACUGCAGAAAAAAAAACGUAUUUAGGUUUUAUUCCGAACGAUCAAACGGCUUUUGUAGAUCGUCUUCGCAAGGUAAUACAACAGCAAAAAACGUCUCACGCUUCUAUGAGGCAGGGACAAGCUAAUCCUGGUCCGGGAAAUACAAUUCCCGCACCUAUGCCUACUACAGGUACGCAAGGUGGUAUUCUUAUGUCUCAAACGAAUACAAUGGCAAUGGGGGGUGGCCAAAUAACGCAGAAUGUUGUAUCUACUAAUGCUCCUCCGCAAACCUUAACUUCGACUAGUGGCCCGCAAACUCAAAUGAACAUGCAGAAUAGUGGAAUAAGUGGUCCACAAGCGAAUACUGGUGCCGGUGGUAUGAUCGGACAGCAACGACCUCCGUUUGAUGAUAUAGAGAUGGCUAGACAUCAAAAUUUGUUGAAAAUUCAACAUUUGAGACAAACGUUAGAAGCUGCCCAACAGCAAGAAGCCCAAUAUAAAUCUCAAUUGGAAGUAAAUAUUCAACAAAAUUUAGAAGUAGCCCAACAACAGGAAAUGCAAUAUAAACAACAACUUGAGGCGCAGCAGGCACAGAGAGGUCUGAAUCCUGCUGCUAUGUCCAAUCAACAGGCAAAUACUCAAAGAUUAAUGCGUCCUGUCUCUACCAACAAUCUUGGUCUCAGACAUUUAUUACAGCAACCACAACCUCAGUACAGACAAGUGUUUGGAGUGCAACAACAAAUGGUGGGUCCAAGGGGACAGAUAGCAACAAGGCCAAUGGCACCUGGUAAUGCACAAAAUCAACAGUUUGAGGAUGUAUCGAAUUAUGACUUUCUUGGCUGAGCAUCAUCGAUAAAUCUCUUAUUUUUUCUUCUUUUUUAAAUUAUUAUUUAGUAGUAUUUAAUAUUUUAAAAAAGUUACACGAUUUUUUCACAUUUCGUGCAUUUUAAUAAGUGGCUAGGGAUUUGUAUAUAGGAAUCUAUAAAAAAUACAUACAUGCACGAAAUAGGCACAAGAGUAUUAAAACAUUUGCAAUAUUGGAAUAAGAUUCUAUGAAUUUGGGUUGAGUGUAAUGAUAAGUUAUAUGGACAAUAUUAUGUAUUUAUUUUAAUUGCAAUCUUUAUUAAUUGAUUGUAUGUUUCAUACAUUAACGUAAUAUCAAGACAAGGAAGAUAAUAUAUAUCAUUUUUAAAUAAUAUAUAUAGAUUUUUAAGAGAGGAAGACAAAAAAUUGUACAGUUAUAAAAAUGUAGUAUCCGACAACUUUUGUUGUAUAUAAAACAAAAAUUUGGAGGAAAAAAUUAUAAUUGUGUGAAGAGAAUAAUUAUAUAAGCAUAAAUCUCAUAUUAUUUGA